GUGCAUCAUCUCAUCCCCUAUAUGUGCUACUAUAAAAGAACUUUAUCAAUUGCAUCAUGCCAUACCCAAUAUAUAGUACUUCCUCCAUUUCAAAAUAUAGUGCACCCGCGUUUUCCGAUGUCCAACUUUGACCAUAAAUUUAAACAACGAAACCGAUUGCGGCAGGAGAAAAAAUUAUAUAAUUGAAAACUUCUUUUAAAUACAAAUUCACUGGUAUAACUUUUGCUCCCGCCGCAGUCAGUCUCGUUGGUUAAAUUUAUGGUCAAACUUGAAGCACGGAUAUAGAGGAAACACUAUAUUUUGAAACGGAGGAAGUAUCUACAAGCAGCUGUAAACAGAUGCAACCCUGCAAGUGUACGAUAAUAUAUCACAAAAUCUCUUCAGCAUGUACUUGCAAAAGACUUUUCAAGACAAAACAAAAUGCAUUUGCAAGCUACAAUGAUAUAUCUGCAAUUUCAUAUUGUAGCCAGCUAAUCAAUUACCAGUUCUCAGUAUUCUUAGUUGCAUCUUUAGUUCCACAAAAGAUCUGCUUGACGUGAACAGAAACAGUAACAUUGAUCGAUCGAUCGACGUGGGAGACUACUCCAAAGUCCAAAGUAGCCAAGAGAUCUGAUACAAUGGUACCAGCGAUCGACAAGCUGGGGCUGGUGGCUGGGCUGGUUCUCCAUCUUAACUGGAACUAGAGGACAAACCACAGGGUAAAUGAUCUGCGGGAUCUCGGCUUCAUAAAACAAACCACCCGCCACAUCCCCCGCCGCGCGGUCUAUACGCGGCGUCACCUGGACACACAUUUAAUGAUUUAAGCAUCACCUGAAUGAUCUAGAGUGCUUUGCUUGUCUUUUGUUUUGUGCCUCCAAGGAACACUGUCCAUAAGUUUGCAGCUUCUACAUAGAAUAUAUAGGAGCAAUGUGUGUUUGUGUCGUGCCAUCCAUGCAUAUGAGAGGGUUAUAAACUAGCCAGGGCUGUAGAGGAGCAUAUGCUGGUUAGCUUGGGCUAGCAUAUACUCAUGGAGCUUGAAGGGUGUGUAGAUUGGAGAGGGAAUGCUGCGGAUCGAAGGAAGCAUGGAGGCAUCAAGGCUACAAUCUUCCUCUACGGGCUAUAUGUUGCUAGCAUUGCAGGCAUACUUGCCUUCACAACAUCCUCUGGAUUGUGAGAUAAACAAAGAACCAAACAACUGUGAGUCAGCUAAAGGUUGGAGCUUAACACUGCUCUACUUGAGCUUAUUGAUGUUUGCCAUCGGAGAAGGCUGCAUGCGCGCUUGCAUACCAUUGCUUGGUGGAGAUCAGUUCAGCAAUGAUGAUCCAAAAGAAACACAUCUCAAGAGUACGUUCUUGAGCUGGAUCAAGUUUGCAAACUCUGUUGGAGCACUCAUGGGAUUGGUAUUCUUAGUCUGGAUCGAGAACAAUUUGGGCUGGGCCCUUGGCUUUAUGAUAUCUGCACUUAUUGUACUUGUAGGGCUGUUUGUGGCAGCCAGUGGACUGCCUUUCUAUAGAACACAGAAGCCUAAUGGAAGUCCUCUAAAGGGAAUAUUGCAGGUUCUUGUCACUUCAUCAAAGAAGAGGCAGGUUGCUACCAUAGAUGUUAUCGAGCUGCAGGAGAUAGGAGCAGCGGAUAGUGUUGAUGGGGAAGGCAGAUCUGACAGCAAGAGCACUGGCACCACUCAGAUCGAGGAGUUAACAAAGGCCAUCACCCGAAUGCUUCCAAUCUUCAUCAGCUGCUUGCUCAUCUACCUGCCCUUCACACUGCUAAUGACACUAACGAUACAAGUCGGAAGCACCAUGGACAAAGGGAUAGGCGCGAUCCAGAUAUCCUCCGCCUCUCUCAUUGCAAUCCCAACAGCAUUUCACAUGCUUAUGCAACCAUGCUACAGGCGGAUAUUGAUGCCACUGCUACAAAGAUUUACAGGCCACACACACGGAAUCACCCCACUGCAGAGUAUCGGUGCUGGCUCAGUGUGCGGGGUAGCAGCAGCAUGCCUUGCGGCGUUAGUGGAAACAAGAAGGCUGACAGUCGCAGAACAGCAUGGGCUAACAUCGACAGGAGCAGGUGUCCCGAUGUCCGUGUUCUGGUUGGUGCUGCAAUUUUUCCUGCUAAGCAUCAUGGAUGCAACAUCCUUCAGCGGACUGAUUGAGUUCAUAAAGAGCGAGUCAUCUCCGGAAAUGAAGCUGAUAGCACCGGCAGCGCAGUCCAUUAUUGCAGGAAUAGCAGCCUGGUUAGCAUGUGCCUUCAUACAGCUGGCGAACAACGCGUCACGGCGCGGCGAUGGUGGAAGAGGGUGGCUAGAUGGAGCAGACUUCAACAGGACACGCCUUGAUCGUUUCUUCUUUUUACUGGCAGCCUUCGAGCUGGUGGCACUCAUCAACUAUGCUUUCUGGGCUAGGAGAUAUGCCAAGAAGCAACGGAGCAGCGGUGUUGGAUUAGUCGGUCAUAGCUCUGAAAACUAAAUAGCCAAACAUAGCGAGAUACAUAGGCAAUAGGUGAUAGACCAAAUAUUUUUGAUGAAUUGCUUUAGGUGGUAUAUCAAUGACUAUAUAGAUUGUAACUGAGAAAUCCCUAUAAUCUCCACCGAUUAAUAUUCGAUAGUAGCUUGAUAGCACCAGUGAUCGAUAAAAUGUGGCAUACAGAUACGUUACCUUUUUCAUUGAAAAGAAAAAAGAAGUGUCAUCUCACAAA
Messenger RNA from Triticum dicoccoides, 2673 nucleotides. RefSeq names its product protein NRT1/ PTR FAMILY 4.6-like. The coding region runs from base 1041 to 2444 and encodes 467 amino acids. Lineage: Eukaryota; Viridiplantae; Streptophyta; Magnoliopsida; Poales; Poaceae. The transcript is spliced from 4 exons. Gene Ontology annotation, cellular component: membrane. Gene Ontology annotation, biological process: transmembrane transport. The record is from RefSeq and is a predicted model, not a curated record. Gene Ontology annotation, molecular function: transmembrane transporter activity.